Molecule: messenger RNA, 1632 nt
Organism: Linum tenue
Lineage: Eukaryota; Viridiplantae; Streptophyta; Magnoliopsida; Malpighiales; Linaceae
Source: the annotation of a GenBank genome assembly
UCUUAAAAAAAAAUCUUCCCGUUUCUCGCCGUUGAGAGCUCGCAGAGUGCAACUCCCAGGAAGACUUCUUGUUCUUGUUCGUCUUAAACACCAACUACCGCCAACUCCAUCUACAGCCUCAAAUUUCCUCUUCGGUUUCUUUGUAAGGUUUCUAAGAUGAGUGACGAUUUAAUCGAGAAGGUGAGUGCUUUUGGUGAACGCCUCAAGAUUGGAGGUGCGGAGAUGGGUCGAAAAAUGAGUGCUGGGAUGACUUCUAUGAGCUUCAAGAUGAAAGAACUUUUUCAAGGUCCGAAUCAGGCAGAUAAAAUUGUUGAGGAAGCUACUGCAGAGACGCUUGAGGAACCCGAUUGGGCUAUGAACCUUGAAAUAUGCGACAUGAUAAAUCAUGAAAAGAUCAGUAGCGUCGAAUUGGUUCGUGGGAUAAAGAAGAGGAUUGUGGUGAAGAAUGCUAGGGUUCAGUAUUUGGCCUUGGUGUUACUCGAAACAUGCGUCAAGAAUUGCGAGAAGGCGUUCUCCGAAGUGGCAUCUGAGAGGGUUCUUGACGAGAUGGUGAGGCUGAUUGAUGAUCCUCAGACUGUUGUUAACAACCGCAAUAAGGCUUUGAUCCUGAUUGAAGCUUGGGGUGAAUCAAGCAGUGAGCUACGAUAUUUGCCUGUUUAUGAAGAAACAUACAAGAGCUUAAAAUCAAGGGGCAUCCGGUUCCCUGGUCGUGAUGAUGAGAGUUUGGUACCUAUCUUCACCCCUCCUCGUUCCAUUUCAGCACCAGAAGGGGAUGUCAAUCUGGCAGAGCAUACUCAUCAAGAGGUUGUUGUAGAAGGCUUUACUGCUGAGCAGACUAAGGAAGCUUUUGAUGUGGCAAGGAAUAGCAUCGAACUUCUCACUACAGUUUUAUCUUCGUCUCCUGGACAAGAUGCUUUGAAGGAUGAUUUGACUAGUACGCUUGUCCAGCAGUGUCGGCAGUGUCAGUCGACUGUCCAAAGGAUCAUUGAGACGGCAGGGGAAGAUGAGGCCUUGCUCUUUGAAGCUUUGAAUGUUAACGAUGAGAUUCUGAAAGCUCUGUCCAAGUAUGAAGACAUGGAGAGGCCAUCAGUGGUCCCUUCCGCACCAGAACCUGCUAUGAUCCCAGUUGCAGUCGAGGCUGAUGACUCCCCAACUCAUGUAAAAGAAGCAGAUGCAUUGAUCAGAAAGCCAGCAGGUUCACGGGCCGGGACACAUGGUGAGGGGAGCAAGGAUGACAUGAUGGACGAUCUCGACGAAAUGAUAUUUGGGAAGAAAGGCGGCUCCAGCACAUCAUCUGAAGACCCAAAGAAGCAACCUUCGUCGUCAUCCAAGGAUGAUCUCAUCAGUUUCUAAGUGCUCGCGUAAAGCUUUCGAGGAUGAUCCUUUUUCCAGGGUAUUGAAACACAGAACCGUCCUAUGUUUGAGUUUGAGUCUCUGUGAUUAGACAUGGUUUAGGGAAUGGUGAUUUCACUGUAGUCGUCGUUAUAAAGAUUCACUCUAAUCUGUUGCAUGACAUUGGCAGAACCCCCGGCUGUAUUUGAAGAGUAGGCUAAUAGUGCUGCCCUGCUUUUCUUGGGUGUUUCGUAUCUUUAUUUUUCUUAUCAUCUGGAAAUUGGGGUUUGCUGGUUGGAA